Messenger RNA from Paracoccidioides brasiliensis Pb18, 1590 nucleotides. RefSeq lists its product as uncharacterized. The record is from RefSeq and is a predicted model, not a curated record. Gene Ontology annotation, molecular function: oxidoreductase activity, acting on paired donors, with incorporation or reduction of molecular oxygen; iron ion binding; heme binding. The transcript has 5 exons. The coding region runs from base 1 to 1590 and encodes 529 amino acids.
AUGGUUAUAUCGUUUGGUCCAAUAUCAAUCGCCCUUUUCGUCGCUGUUGCAUCCGCUCUUUACUACAUCGGGGCCCGGUUUCUCCAUGCUCGCCUGUCAUGCCGGAAUCUUCCCCAACCACCGCAUAGCUUCUGGUUCGGACAUAUACUUGUGGCUGCCAAAGUAUCGAAGUCAUACCCUUCCAAUUCCUGUAUUCAUCAUCUGCUCAUUACCAUCUCGCGCGAAUACAACCUGCCAGACGUAUUUUACCUAGAUCUCUGGCCUUUUGCAUAUCCCAUGGUAAUACUUGGUGCCCCCGAGCUCGCUGCCCAAGUGACUACAGAGCAGGCAUUCCCGAAGGACCCUGUGGUGAACGAGUUCCUUAGCCCAUUCUUGGGGAAGAGCUCAAUAAUAUCUGUGAAUGGCGCGAAAUGGAAGGCUUUGCACUCUAUCUUUGCUCCUGCAUUUUCUCCGGCUUAUGUUCGUACGUUGACGGAUGGUAUGGUCGAUGAAGUUCUACUAUACUACAAUAAGUUAGCCAAAUUUGCAAGGUCCAGGGAAGUAUUUUCGAUGUCAAAUAUCAACGUCGAUCUGACAAUCAAUGUGAUUGGACGUGUCGUGUUCGACAGCCCGUUUCAUAGUAAGGAAGGGCAUGAUUUCGUAUCAACCUUUAGAGCUGGUCUGGACUAUGUUUUCGAGGGAGGCCAUAUUGGCCGACGGUUACUGUACGCGAUCCCAACGUGGAGAAUGGUGCGAAAAGUUGAUCGAUAUGUAGAGAAGAAGGUGAUCACUUGUUUUGAUAAGAUGAAGAAGGAGGGAUCGUCCGUCAAGAAAUCAAAAACUAUUCUGGAUUUGGUUCUUAAACAGAAGCUAGAUAAACAGGAGGACAUCGUCGGCGAUAGGGACUUCAUGGAGAUGGCAAUUUCGAAUAUCAAAUCAUUUCUGGCUGCUGGACACGAAACUACAGCCCAUACUCUCGGAUAUAUUUUUAUGCUUCUAUCCAAACACCCUGAUGCACUGCAGAAAGCUCGCUUGGAGCAUGAUCAAGUGUUUGAUCCAGAUUUCAAACGCACAGUGGAGCUCAUAAGGGCACAUCCCGAGAGACUCUAUGACCUCCAUUACACGACUGGCAUCAUCAAGGAAUCAUUAAGACUUUUCCCUAUUGGCAGUGCCGCCAGAACCAGCGCCAAGGGCCUCCAUGUCAUGUACGAAGGUAAAAAGCUCCCAUUGACAGACCAGAUAAUUCUAGUCUGUAACAUGAUAAUCCAUUACAACCCAGAAAUAUUCCCUUCGCCCGGCGACUUCCAACCAGAGCGUUUCACAACACAGAUAGUUCCAAAAGACGCUUGGCGUCCAUUUGAACGCGGCUUGCGGCGCUGCAUUGGCCAGGACCUGGCUAUGAUGGAGAUGCGCAUGGUGCUGUUGAUCGUUCUGCGUAGCUUCGACUUUGAAACGCUGGGGACCAACGAGCGCAAAUACCCAGCGGCCACGUAUACUAACCUACAUACCAUAUUUGGUGACCUUGUAUAUCAACGGCAGUCGCUUACAGCGAGGCCACUCGGUAACCAAGACAUGAAGGUGAAGUUUGCACGGGAUAUGAGAAACUCUUAA